AAAACAGACCCUGACACUGAUCAGUCAGUCCGCACCGGGCCGGUGAUUUGGUGCAAUGCGAACACUUAAACCGUUCAUUGUUCACGCUGUCAGAUAGAUAGGCGGGAGCAGCAACCUCCCACUCCUCCUAUUGCUAUAACAACCACAGGGCGGUCGGUGUGACUCGAUGGCUCAGCAGCUCGGAUGCGACUGCCAAGUGUCAUCCUCCUGCAAGCAGCCCGACCUCAGCUCACCGCAUCGCCGCUUGACACUGACUGAAUCCCGCCCGUGAAGGAGGAGGAGGAGGAGGAGGAGGAGGAGGAGGGGGAGAGCCUGUGUUUCCCCGUAACAGUGAUCUGAACAGUGGGGAAGCUCGGUGUCGGGAUCCGCUACGUCAAACAGAUUAGUCAAAUAACCUCUCGGGGUAGGACAUACCUCCCCUCCUUGGGCUUGCCUGGUUGCAUACAUGCGCUGAGGAAGCAACAUAAUCUGCACUGACUAACAGCCAGGAAGCCCUUGGCGAAAUACAGAAGUGCACUACUUUUCUUCUUUUUUUUUUUGUUUUUGUUUUGGCUGGGUGAGACGACUGUGGUGAUCCUCCAGCAGCGUCUCUGCUGUUCCUGCCCCCACCCCGCUGCGAAAUGGCGAAAGAAAACGGCGAGUCCAGCGAUGGAUCUUGGAAAAAGCAUGUCGAUGACAUCAAGAACAUAUUUGACUUCAAGGAAGUCCUUGGGACCGGUGCAUUUUCUGAAGUGGUGAUGGCUCGGGAGAAGGCCACAGGAAAGAUGGUCGCAAUCAAGUGCAUCCCGAAAAAAGCGCUGAAGGGGAAGGAGACGAGCAUUGAGAAUGAAAUCGCUGUGCUUAGGAAGAUAAAGCAUGAGAAUAUCGUGGCUCUGGAGGACAUCUACGAGAGCUCAAACCACCUGUACCUCAUAAUGCAGCUGGUGUCUGGAGGUGAGCUGUUUGACCGCAUCGUAGAGAAAGGCUUCUACACCGAGAUGGAUGCCAGCCGGCUCAUUCGACAGGUUCUGGAUGCAGUCAACUAUCUGCACUCCAUGGGCAUCGUGCACAGAGACCUUAAGCCUGAGAACCUGCUGUACUUCAGUCCCCAUGAUGAAUCAAAGAUCAUGAUCAGUGACUUUGGCUUGUCGAAGAUGGAGGGAACAGGUGACGUGAUGGCCACUGCCUGUGGGACUCCAGGAUACGUGGCUCCUGAGGUUUUAGCUCAAAAGCCCUACAGUAAAGCUGUGGACUGCUGGUCUAUUGGGGUCAUCGCUUAUAUUCUGCUUUGCGGUUACCCUCCUUUCUAUGACGAGAAUGAUUCGAAGCUCUUUGAGCAGAUUCUCAAGGCAGACUAUGAGUUUGACGCACCAUAUUGGGAUGACAUAUCAGACUCCGCUAAAGACUUCAUCAGCUGCCUAAUGGAGAAGGACCCAGAGAAGAGAUUCACAUGUGACCAGGCUCUUGAGCACCCUUGGAUUGCUGGAGAUACUGCUCUCUGCAAGAACAUACAUGAAUCAGUCAGUCGACAGAUGCGGAAAAACUUUGCCAAAAGCAAAUGGAGGCAAGCCUUUAAUGCGACGGCUGUGAUCCGCCACAUGAGGCGUCUGCAGCUGGGCACCAGCUUUGGCAGCAGCAUUCACAGCACCAACUCUACGUCCAACCCUCAGAGUCGUGCUCCAGCCAAGAGCCAGUCUGUGGACUGCGCUCCGCUCUCCCUGAAGGACUUUCCUCCAAUAGCUCCUUUGCCCUCUGCUGUUAAAGUGUACAAUCAGGACUCUGACGCCGCCUCUCCUGUACGAGAGGAACCAUCAGUGGUGGGCGAGCCAUCGCUGCCACGACCUUCCACCGUUACGGUCAUCCACACUGGGACUAAAUGACGCCAGGUUCCGCGGGAGGUGAGCUGGGAGACCACAGAGCUUUGAGAAGGGAUAAAACCAUCCCAGGCCUCGUGAUCCAACGUUGUUGCCCAGUUUGUCCAUCCUGCAACCUCCCACCUGUUUCUGCCAACCACGGGAGGAAUUUGAGCGUUGGCUCAGCUCAAUUUACCAUGGCUCAGUGUGGCACCCCGCUGCCCCCCCUUAUACAGACCUGGAGGUACAGAGGGGAAGAUGCUCACCAGAAGUUGUUAUUGUGGAAGCCGUGUUCAGCCUGGAUCCUGGUUGUCUGGCAGAUAAACAAAGCAGCUAGUCUAGGAAGUGCCACACUAAAGGGAACUCUUUAUUGAAGCUGCUAUCAUUUUUUGAAUGUGAGCAUCUUGAGACAGGAUGCUCUGCUGUAUGCCUUGUGUAAAUAUCCUGCCUGGAACUGUUGAGUGGAGUCAUGUUAUGCAAGUGAAAUAUAAGCUUCAAGCUGUGGUAAAUAAUUGUGACAUCAUCUGAACUUCUUUGUCGUUUUGACAGCUCUUGUUAAUUUGCUGUGGUAUUUGCUACAAUGGCUCGCAGGGUAAUAACUCUCAACAGUGUGACAGUAUGUGUUAUCUCUUUGCUUUAAAGUGUGUGGACAUGAAAUAUGAGCAGGACAGUGUGCUUCAGUCAUGGCUGUGAUCGCUGAGAGGGCCGGUGCAUUGCACUAAUGUAUUGGAUUAUUUAUUUUCUUACAAUAUAUUAUGACUUUUGUAAGAGUACCACUUGCAGAAAUGUGUAAAUGUUUUAUUAGACUGGACUGAAAAGUUAUUGAAUUGGAUGAUAAAGAUACAGUAUCUAAUAGUUGUCACUUUGUAAUUGCUGUUUUAUUUGAUUAAUGAAUUAAUGAAUUAAUUUUGACGUGACUGUGAAGUCCUCCUUGACCACAGGAGGGCAACCACAUGUUGUUGCUGCGUGACCAGUUCUCAGGGAUGUGCUCCAACAUGAAGCUAACCAAACCUCCUCUCAGAGUGAUCAGACACUGCUGAUGAGGAUGAUGACCUCCAAAUACUGCACAUUAUUCUAAUGUGCCAUUGGGAGAGUUUGACAGAUGCGUUCUUUCUUUAAAUCCAUCACUAUUGACAGUACGAGUGUAAUGUAACUCAUACUGAACGGAUUGUUUUCCCUUUAAAAACCUUGAAUUAUAUUUGGAUUUAAAGAAAGUGUAUAUCAGUGAAGUGCGCAUUCAUGUCUGCAGUAAAAAUGUAAAAUGACAAAUGAAUGCAAAUGUAUCUUGUAAACGUUUGCUCCCAUUGCAGAAUCAUCAAAUCAGUAGUGUACAGUUCAGUAGUUGUAAUAUCGCGCUCUGCUUCUGCUCAUGAAGUGGCUGGUCUGAAAACAGCUCACUCACUCUGUGUUUAAUCACUGUGCUUUCAUACCAACCUGUUGAAUUUAGCAGAAAGGCUCUUUCUCCUUCUCUCUCUCUCCCGCUUGCUUCUCUAGAGACUUUCACAAAGAGAAGAGUUGGGAUCGGUCUUUGUAUUUUUAUCUGUGGUACCUCUAUUUAAUUUAAAAUCACUCAACAUGAACGGGUGGGGGGAGGACGCUCCACCAGAACAUGCCUGACAUCGAGGGCUGUGCCAUCUUGAAUUAUCUAAAAAUGUUGUGGUGAAUAUUGACAUGGAUUUUGAGCCUCUACUUACUGUAAACACAAAUCUCAACAACACAGUUAGCUUGGGUCUUGAGUGUUUAUUUUUGUCUUCCCUAUCAUAUCACACAAAACAAAAUAUAUGAAGCAUUGAAAGCCCCUCGGUAUGCAUGUAUUACAUAUUGUUGCAGAAAUGUGCUUUGGAGUUGUAGAGAUUCAUGUAUUAAAAAAGAGGCUUGUUUGCAUGA
Siniperca chuatsi (mandarin fish) is the source of this 3719-nucleotide messenger RNA. It is a transcript of the gene camk1db, whose product is annotated as calcium/calmodulin-dependent protein kinase 1Db. The record is from RefSeq and is a predicted model, not a curated record. Gene Ontology annotation, cellular component: cytoplasm; intracellular anatomical structure. Gene Ontology annotation, molecular function: calcium/calmodulin-dependent protein kinase activity; ATP binding; calmodulin binding. Gene Ontology annotation, biological process: peptidyl-serine phosphorylation. Bases 621 to 1859 code for a protein of 412 amino acids. NCBI's taxonomy places the organism in Eukaryota, Metazoa, Chordata, Actinopteri, Centrarchiformes, Sinipercidae. The transcript is spliced from 11 exons.